UCUCCUAUCUUCACUACUUCUCUCCGAAGCAGACUCACCUCACAACUCAACACCAUGGUUGACUGUGGACCUUCUUGUGCUGUGCCUUCUUGCGCCUCCGCCCCAGUUGUUGGCUUCGGAUCAGCUGGUUCCAGAGGUCUUGGUUGGGGUUUGGGUCAGGGCUACGGUUUGGGCUAUGGCUUCGGUUAUGGCCAUGGUUUGGGCUACGGCUACGGAGCUGGUGCCUUGGCUGAAAGCUCAAGAAACCUGGGCACCUUGGCCGGAGUCGUCCCCUCCUGCAUCAACCAGAUCCCAGCAUCCGAGGUGACCAUCCAGCCACCUGCAGUUGUGGUCACCAUCCCUGGUCCCAUCCUCUCCGCCAGCUGUGAGCCCGUCGCCGUCGGAGGCCAAACCCCAUGUGCCCCUGGAGGUAUCGGAAGCUUAGGUGCCGGCUAUCUCGGAGGCCGCCUGGGACGCCUCAGACGCCGUGGCAGCAUCUGCUCUCUGCCCUGCAACCUUCCCUGCUAAAUUCCCCUGGACUCUCCACGACCAAAAAACGGAUUUGAGAAGAUUGGAUAAAGCGUAUCUGAGCCCUGUUCUCGACUGCAUCGAUCUUUGACAAACCGGUUGUGUUUGCCUUUAGAUGGAUAAAAUUGGCACGGAAGACCUCUUACGACUCUGUUGGACUUCUCCUACUCUUUCUUUGUUUCCCAUCCUUGCUUUAAAAUGCUCCAAACCCUGCUCCCCCCUUGCUUAUAUAUAAAACAAGCCUUCAUCAAAUCUUGUGUGCCUCUAAAUGUCACUUCUCUGUGUCUUCCAAUAAAAUGAAAUGUGCUUGAUUUGAA
Molecule: messenger RNA, 824 nt
Organism: Pantherophis guttatus
Lineage: Eukaryota; Metazoa; Chordata; Lepidosauria; Squamata; Colubridae
Source: RefSeq, a predicted model, not a curated record